Messenger RNA from Trichobilharzia szidati, 856 nucleotides. The record is from the annotation of a GenBank genome assembly. Lineage: Eukaryota; Metazoa; Platyhelminthes; Trematoda; Strigeidida; Schistosomatidae.
AUGUCAAUUGGUGUCGGAUACAAUUACUCGUAUAUCUUUAAGUAUAUUAUUGUUGGUGAUAUGGGAGUAGGAAAAAGUUGCCUCAUGCGCCAGUUUACGGAAAAAAAGUUUAUUCCUGACUCCCCACACACCAUUGGUGUUGAAUUUGCAACUAAAAUAGUUGAAGUGAAUGACCAGAGAGUCAAAAUCCAGAUAUGGGAUACCGCCGGGCAGGAGCGCUUCAGAGCUGUUACUCGAUCUUACUAUCGCGGAGCCGCUGGGGCACUCUUGGUAUAUGAUAUCACACGAAAGCCAACUUUCAAUCGCAUUCAAACUUGGCUGACUGAUGCUAGACGUUUAACGUCUCCGAACACAGUAAUCUUUCUGAUUGGUAACAAGGCAGAUCUCGAGGAGCAGCGUGAUGUUACUUAUGAGGAAGCUAAACAUUUAGCUGAAGAAAACGGUCUUAUGUUUUUGGAGUGCAGUGCGAAAUCUGGUGUUAAUGUGGAAAACGUGUUUGUUGAAACUGCUCGAAAAAUAUUCCAAAAUGUUCAAGACGGAAGCGUGUAUCUAAACAGUGUUGAUGGAGGCGUAUUGAGUAAAGGUUCAUUGGCUGCAGGUGCUGGUCGAAAUAAUGUUGAACUUAACACUUCAGCUUCUGGUGAUAGUGGGACACGACAAGGCGGAUGCGCUUGUUGAACUCUUAAUUAUCAUGUGAAAAUGAAUUGAUAUUAGAAGGCGAAGAUGGAGAAAAAAAAGAAUAAAAGAGAAAAAAACUAUACUCUAAAGUAGGAAUCUAUAUUUUCCCGUGAUCAUGAUGUACUACUCAUCAAUUUGUUUUAUUUUACAAAAAAAAAGCUACUGCAUCAUUCUUUUA